AUGGGUUAAGAUUGUUCUACAUGCAAAUAAGAAAUAGGAAAUAAACAAGAAGAAAUAAAAUCUACAAAAUAUUAAAAAAUAGAAAACUAAACAAAUGCAGGAUAAGAAAUGCCUUCAAUAAUUUAUAAUAAUAUUUCUUUUGUGCACUAAGAAUUAAAAAAUCCGCUUUAAUUUUAAAUAAAAGAUCCUAUUUAUAAAGAAGAACCUAAUUCAAUAUUCGAAUAAGCUUAUCAUAAUGACCAUUAAUCAUUAGAUAUUUCAUCUUUAAAAUAAAAUAAUAAAUAGAAAUCUAAUAGUGUAAACUCUAUUAGUUAAAAGAAUUAAUUAGUUGAAAAUUAAGAGCAUUAUUAUAAUACUAAAUAAGAAGUUUAUUCUUAAUUAAAAAAAUUCUCUAAUGAAGAUAUAGAAAAUCAACUUAAAAAUUAAUCAAAUGAUGAUUUAGCUUUAGAAACUAGGCCUCCCUUUUGUUUUAAAAGUGGUGCUAUUUAUGAAGGAUAAUGGAAAGGUAAUACUAAAUAUGGUAUAGGUACGUAAAAAUGGCCUGAUGGGGCCAUAUAUUAAGGUGAAUGGUAAAAUAAUUAAGCACACGGAAAUGGAGAGUUUGUUCAUGCAGAUGGGGAUAAAUAUAUAGGUUAAUGGCAAGAAGAUAAGGCUAAUGGAUACGGAACAUAUAUAUCUAAUGGUGGUUCUAAAUAUGAGGGAUAAUGGAAAAAUGAUAUGUAAGAUGGUUAUGGGGUCGAAACUUGGCCUGAUGGAUCUAAAUAUGAUGGAUUUUUCAAAUAAGGGAAAAAACAUGGAUAAGGUACUUAUACUUGGAGCGAUGGGUCAACUUAUACUGGUGAAUGGGUUGAUACUAGGUUUUUUGUUUUAUUUUGUUUUAUUUAUUAUUAAUUAUUUGUUAUAAUUAGAAUUUAAGGCUAAGGAAUUUAUAAAUGGCCUGAUGGAAGAGUUUAUGAGGGAGAAUGGCUAAAUAAUAAUAUGCAUGGAAAAGGUGUUUUCACUUGGAAAGAUGGAAGAAAAUAUAUAGGGGAUUAUUAAUAUGAUAAAAAACAUGGAUUCGGAGUUUAUAUUUGGUCUGAUGGAAGAAAAUAUUAAGGAAAUUGGGGAUAUGGAAAACAGCAUGGAAAAGGAAAAUAUAUUCUUCCUGAUUAAUCAGUUAAGAUGGGACUUUGGGAAGAAGGAAAGCGAAUAAAAUGGUAUGAAAAUGAAAAUCAAUACAAAAAUGAAAUUGUAAAAGAAAAUCAUUAAGAAUGA
This is a messenger RNA of Ichthyophthirius multifiliis, 1254 nucleotides long. RefSeq lists its product as hypothetical. The record is from RefSeq and is a predicted model, not a curated record. Lineage: Eukaryota; Ciliophora; Oligohymenophorea; Hymenostomatida. The transcript is spliced from 5 exons.